AUGAGAUUGGUAGUUCCCGAAACGUUACAGUCGGACGUUUUACACCACUAUCACACCACAUUGGAAAGGGGACAUCAAGGAGUGGGGCGAACCUACCAGCGGAUCAGGGAUCACUUCCAUUGGAGGGGAUUAUACCGGAGCGUUCAGCGAUAUGUGGGGGAAUGCGUGGAUUGCGAAACGGGAAAUGGAAAACCGGUGAUCCGGGGUGAAUCACCGGGGAACUUGCAGGCGACGUACCCAUUCCAGAUUAUUGCGAUGGAUCACAUACCAUCGCUGCCCAGAUCACACAAAGGAAGCACGGAGUUAUUGAUCUGGGUCGAUCUGUUCACGGUAUAUGUGAUCACGAAAGCCAGCUCGUCCCGAUCGGCCCAAACGGUUGCAAAAUCGUACGAGGAGUGCGUGUUCCGGCGAGUUGGCGCCAGCGAGAUGAUCCGGCACGAUCGAGAAUCCGGUUUCAUGUCUGAUUUCGUCCGGGCGUUUAACAAGAUCUUGGGACAGCGGCAGCGGGCGACGAUGGCAUAUCGUCCACAGGCUAACGAGACGGCUGAGAGAAUGGUGCAGACCGCGACCAGAGCGCUCAAGAUGUACGUCCGCGAUCUUGAUCAGAAGGAUUGGGACGAAUAUGCCGAGCGCCUCACCUUCGCGAUCAAUACGGCUCACGAUCGGAUCCGGGGUGAUACCCCCCACUAUUUGGUACAUGGGUGGGAUCCGAGAUCGACACUGGAGUCUACACUGCCGGUCGGAUGUACGAGACGACGCGAUCGAGACGCGCGGCGAUGGAGAUACCGAGUCCAACGAUACUAUCAACAAUCCCGGGAACAGGUCAAUGCCAGAUUAAAGGAGGACAUCGCAGAUCGAGCUGACCGACAAACGAAGAUGUCGGAUCGCACCAGAUCGACGCCGGAUCUCGCAUCCGGUUAUCGAGUGAAGGAAGGAUACGCGCGGAAAUUGGCUCACCUAUGGCACGGGCCGUUCCGGGUCGCUGAAAAGAUCAACGAAUUCAGCGUCAAGCUCGAGAUCGCAGGCACAGGGUACAAGAUCUUCCUUCCCAGUGGUACACGUGUCGAAGUUGAAAUUGGUCAAGGACUUUCCGGAUCGACCACGCGUGGAACCCACGAUCUAGGGGCUGAUGAGUAUGAAGUCGAGCAAAUUUCGGAUGUGCGGAGUGGGAGGAAGACCCGAUUUGGACGGAUCUGUCGGAAAUUCCUGGUUCAUUGGACAGGAUACGAUGAGCCAACUUGGGUUGACGAAGCCGAUAUUAACGGCGGGGCAAUACUGAACGCCUUCCUGCGACAGCGGGCCAAUCGGAAUCGCUUCAAUGUGAUGCAAUCACAUGAAGUGAUGUAA
This is a messenger RNA of Phytophthora megakarya, 1347 nucleotides long. The record is from the annotation of a GenBank genome assembly. NCBI's taxonomy places the organism in Eukaryota, Oomycota, Peronosporomycetes, Peronosporales, Peronosporaceae.